Messenger RNA from Stegostoma tigrinum, 4835 nucleotides. It is a transcript of the gene runx1, whose product is annotated as RUNX family transcription factor 1. Gene Ontology annotation, biological process: regulation of transcription by RNA polymerase II; neuron differentiation; hemopoiesis. Gene Ontology annotation, molecular function: DNA-binding transcription factor activity, RNA polymerase II-specific; RNA polymerase II cis-regulatory region sequence-specific DNA binding; ATP binding. The transcript has 8 exons. The record is from RefSeq and is a predicted model, not a curated record. Lineage: Eukaryota; Metazoa; Chordata; Chondrichthyes; Orectolobiformes; Stegostomatidae. Gene Ontology annotation, cellular component: nucleus. Bases 206 to 1633 code for a protein of 475 amino acids.
UUUGUAAUUUAGGUUGUGUGAAACUCUUUGGGCCUCAUAAACAACCACAGAACCACAAGUUGGGUGCAGACCAGUCACACAACAGUGGGUCCGGGAUAUUGGUCAGCACACAGCAACUCAUUCUGAUUUAAACCACAGAGUGCCAAGCAUUUCGUACAGUGGUGGGAGACCUGUGCAACCAGUUAGGACGGCUUCACGGGACACCAUGGCUUCGAACAGCAUAUUCGAGUCAUUUCCUUCAUAUCAACAGUGCUUCAUGCGAGAUACCAACACCAGCCGCCGGUUCACGCCGCCUUCCACCACGCUGAGCACGGGGAAGAUGAGCGACUCUCUCCCGCUGGCCCCGCAGGAGAGCGCCCUGAGUAAACUCCGAGCCGCCGAUCGCAGCAUGGUCGACGUUUUAGCCGAUCAUCCCGGGGAGCUGGUCCGGACGGACAGUCCAAAUUUCCUCUGCUCCGUCCUCCCGACUCACUGGAGGUGUAACAAGACGCUACCCAUCGCAUUUAAGGUAGUCGCUCUGGGAGAUGUCCCUGACGGGACCCUGGUCACGGUCCUGGCUGGUAAUGAUGAGAAUUACUCGGCCGAGCUGCGCAACGCCACGGCGGUCAUGAAGAAUCAAGUGGCCCGCUUCAACGACCUGCGUUUCGUCGGACGGAGUGGCCGAGGGAAGAGUUUCACGUUGACAAUCACGGUAUUUACAAACCCGCCUCAAGUUGCCACUUACCACCGAGCCAUCAAGAUCACGGUUGACGGACCCAGGGAACCCAGGAGACAUAGACAGAAGUUGGAAGAGCAGAGUAAAAAUGCCAGCCUGGCCUUCUCAGAACGGCUCAGUGAAUUAGAGCAGCUACGUCGCUCGGCCAUGAGGCUCAGCCCUCAUCACCCCACUACCGCUCCCAACCCGCGGCCCUCACUGAAUCCCACAACUGCCUUUAAUCCUCAGGCACCAAGCCAAAUUCAAGAUACCAGGCAUGUACAGCCUUCGCCACCAUGGACAUACGAUCAGUCAUACCCAUACCUUGGGCAGAUCUCCACACCCUCUGUUCAUCCGACAACACCCAUCUCCCCUGGGCGAGCGAGUGGGAUGCCGACAAUCACAGCAGAAAUCUCCAGCAGGCUUUCAGGUGCCUCUGACUUGACAGCAUUUGGAGACCCUCGAAUGGGCAUUGACCGCCAAUUCUCAGCCCUUCCUUCUCUCUCUGACAGCCGCUUCACAGAUCCUCGAAUGCACUACCCAGGACCAUUUGCGUACACACCCACUCCUGUCACUACAGGCAUUGGAAUUGGCAUGUCUGCUAUGACAACUGCAGCACGUUACCACACAUACCUGCCUCCUCCUUACCCAGGCUCUGCCCAAGGUCAAACUGGACCCUUCCAAACUAGCUCUUCUCCCUACCAUCUAUACUAUGGCACCUCAGCUGGGUCCUACCAGUUUUCCAUGAUGACAGGGGGAGACCGGUCGCCACCCCGGAUUCUACCACCCUGCACCAAUGCAUCGACAGGAUCCAGCCUUCUGAACCCAAACCUUCCCAAUCAAAGCGAUGUAGUGGACGCAGAUGGGAGUCACAGCAACUCCCCAACAAAUAUGAGCACCACAGGAAGACUGGAGGAGGCGGUGUGGCGGCCAUAUUGACUAUGAAGCAUCUUCAACUCAAUCAGAGAGCCUAUGGAUUCCUUCAUCAAUGGCAAAGCAAGUGCAAGAUUUUCAUUAGACCUGGAAACAUUGGGGGCACUGAGAAAGCCGUGAUUGGGAUCAUUGAGUGUAAAAGGAAAAUAUUUGUAUUCAUAUGGUUACCCUUUGCCAGGUUUGUGAAGCAGAUUUUUGUCGUUUUUGGAAAUUCGUCCAAGUUGUUUUGCAUCUACCGGCAAAAAGUCUUUUUGUCUCGCACCUUACCUUGUAUGAAGCAAAACUGUUUUUUUUUUUGCCUGAAUUUUAUUAAAAUAAAUUAAUAUUGUUGCCUACAGAUUGAAAGGAAGUUGCCAGCUUGCCUUUUCAUCUGUUAUCGGUUUCCUUUUUCAAAAGGUUACAGCUUCAGUUUUCAAUCAAAUUGACUACUGUGCAGCAAGUAUUGCAAGCAGAGCAGAUAGUUUGCGUUUUUUUAAUAGCAAGUUAAUAGCAUUUUGGAAACAAAAAAAGCCAAAAAAAACAACGAACACUUUUCUUAACCAAAUGGAAUAGAUUUCAGUUACAGAAAUUAUAUGGAGCAAAGCUUGACAUUAUUUUGUGUUUUAUUUCAACAUCUGUGUUAGUUGCUUGACUUUCCUACUGGCACAUUACAUCCAGACAGGCAGUGGUUAUUUGAAAUACACCAGAAGCGUAAACAUUUAAGAUAGAUAUUUAAUAUUACUCCAGGAGCAGCAGGGUGAUCCGGAAGGCUAAUGGAAUGCUGACACUUAUUUCACUGGGGUUGGAGUACAAGAGCAGGGAAGUUUUACUGCACCUGUACAAGGUGCUGGUGAGAUCACAUCUGGAAUACAUGUGAGCAGUUUUUGUCCCCUUAUUUAAGAAAAGAGAUCAAUUCAAUGGAGGCAAUUUAGAGAAGGUUCACUAGGAUGAUCCCUGGUAUAGAUGAAUUUUUUAUACGCAAGGGUUAAACAGGAUGGGAUUCAACUCUUUGGAAUUUAGAAGAGCAAGUAGUGAUCGAGGAUCAAAAGAUAUAGUUUCAGGAUAAAGGGGUACCAAAUUAAGACUGAGAUAAGAAAGAAUUUCUUCUCUCUGAGGGGUGAGAGCCUUUGGAACUCCAUGACACUGUUGGGGCCCUUGUGUAUAUGCAAGGCUGAGAUGGAUUAUUAGACGAAUUAAGGAUGACAGGGAAAGAGCAACAAAGUGGGCAUGAAGAAUGUCAAAUCAGCCAUCAUCCUGUUGAAUGGCAGAGCAGGCUCAAAGGCCUAAAUAGCCUAUUCCUGUUCCUAUGGUCCUCUAUGCUUCAAUUCACCUUUUCUUAAAAAUGAAAUAAUUGCUACCUGCUACUGGGGUGGAGUGGUGCUGUGGAUAGAAAGAACACUAGGUCACACCAUUGUUCACAAGUUCACAAUUAGAGUCAUAGGGUAAUACAGCAUGGAAACAGCUCCUUUGGCCCAAACUGGUCCAUGCUCCCCAUGGUGCCUACUUGGCUAGUUCCAAUUGCCUGCGUUUGGUCCAUAUCUCUCUAAUCCCUUCCCAUCCAUGUACUUGUCCAAUGUUUUUUAAAUGUUGCUAUUGUACCUGCCUCAACCAUUUUCUCUGGCAGCCCAUUCCACACACUCAGCACUGUGAAGAAGUUGCCCCUCAGAUCCAUCUUAAAUCUUCCCCCUCUCACCUUAAACCUAUGCCAUCUAGUUUUGAAUUCCCCAUCCCUGGGAGAAAGACUAUAUGCAUUCACCCUAGCUAUGCCCCUCAUUAUUUUAUUCACCUCAAUUCAUUGGUUGUUGGAGAGGGUGGAUUUGUCUGUGAUGCAGGCCAGGUGAGACACACUAAUAACUGUCCAUCCUUGAGGUGAAAUGAUGCACUGAUUUGGAGAUCGCAACAAAAAUCACUUGCAAAUUUCACCUAUUUUCAAGCCGCCUUUGUACAGAACAAAUGAUUGCAAUGGCAUCUAUAGUGGAGGAAGUCCAUUGAUGGGUUUUGGGAGCCAUUAAUCUUGCAGACACAUUGACCAGUUUGGGUGACGUUAACAAGAUAACCUGUAUUUUUUGUAGCAUAAAGAGGUAUUGAUGUUAGCUCCUAUUCUGGUCCUGUUUUCAGUUUGAAUGUUCUUUCUUCUAGAGGCAGAUGGUUUAUCCCCAAGGAGAUACUUGAUGUGUCAAGCUUUGAUUUCCCCAAUAGUUAGUGUCUAUUAGUAGUGCUAUUAGAAAAGUGUGAGUAACAUUUCCAGAUGUUUGCCCAUUGGCACUUAAACCACAGUGGACCUGUUAAGCUUUGCAAACAUAUAUUUCAAAGAAGGAAGAAUGGUCAGUCAACACUGCUAUAUCAAAUGACUCCAGACAUGUCAGGCACCAGAGAAAGACAGGCACAGGAGCAGCAGAUCUCAGAUCCAUCUGCAUUCUGCUCUGGUUACUGGACCCAACUGCCAAUAAGUCAUGGCUUUUAUAGUAAUUGGUUGAAUGUUAUUUAAUUUCCAUUGUGAGUGUAUUACUUCAUUUGCUGGUCAACUCAAAAGAUCAUGGGAAAGCAGGACUUUAAAUCUAUGUUUCAAAGACUGGAACAUGAUUCACAUAAGGAAGGUCCAGGGCUGCAGGCAGCAAAACAGCUGGAUUUGUUAUUUAAAGCUUUGGUUUCCAAGAGUUCCUUAUUGAUCCUUUAAAACAACGUAUAAGGAACAUUUAUGUUUAUUUGCUACCUUACAAUAGUAAGAUAUGCCAGCUGUCUUAAAUAUGUACGCAGUGUGUUGACUAAAGACUGGAUAACUUACGUCAUUCUGAUGAGCUAUAAAAUUGAUAUUGUUUUCUUGAGUCAAGCUCAUUAUUGUGUCUAUAUUUGUAAAUAAGCAAGAGUUUUUUUUUCCAAAAAUUUUCCAGCUAUCGUUGCUAGUAAUUGUACAAACACCACUGCGCUUCAGACUUUACUUUUCAACAUUUUUUUUUCAAACAACUUCUCAAUUGCAUUUGCAAACCUCCUCUUGUUUAUGUUGUCAUUUCUCAAACCUAGAUGUUGUAGGUGUAAAGUUACACGCAUUAAGAAAGCAUUUCCUGUUCACUGCAACCCAGCUAUUGGAUGCCAUUUCUCCAGCACAGCAGCUAACUCCCACAGUGGAUGGUAUCAGGGCGGCUGGACUGCUGCAGGUUUUCUGAUGAACAUAUUGACAUUCAUACUCUUUGUACCAAAGUUUGUUGAACAAUUUCAUAGUUAUAUUGUG